This is a messenger RNA of Corapipo altera (White-ruffed manakin), 860 nucleotides long. Its product is annotated as transmembrane protein 209-like. The transcript has 5 exons. Gene Ontology annotation, cellular component: membrane. NCBI's taxonomy places the organism in Eukaryota, Metazoa, Chordata, Aves, Passeriformes, Pipridae. The record is from RefSeq and is a predicted model, not a curated record. The annotation marks the transcript as partial.
AGGUCGGAGGGUCUGGGCUGACCCCUCUGUCCCCCCCUCAGCCGUGCAGGUCACCCCCCCUCGGGACGCAGCAGCCAAGCGGGUGCUGUCCCUGCCGCCGUCCCCCCCGAUCCAGGGGCAGUGUGUGCUCAGCUACAGCCCCUCCCGCUCCCCCAGCGCCAGCCCCAAGUUCUCCUCGGGGUGUGUGAGUGGAUUCAGCCCCCAGCUCCAGGCCCUGUCCAGCCCUUCCCACGCCGGCUCCGGCUCCUACUCCCCCGGCAGCACCUACGGCAAGGUUUCCAGCUUCGGCCACUCUCCCAAUGGAUCCCCCUAUUCCCCGGGAGCGCUGGACGGCGGCGGGAUAAGGUCCCACUACCGGUUCUCCCCCAUCCUCUACAACAACAACACCCACAAGGAUGACUACAUAACUGAUGUCAAAUCCCUGGACACCUUCCUGAGGAACGAGGAGGAGAAACAGCACAGAGUGCAGCUGGGGAGUUCCGACUCCAGCUCCCCUUCCAGCAGCCCAACCUUCUGGAAUUACAGCCGCUCCAUGGCAGACCACGCCCAGAUCCUGAGGAAAUUCCAGUACCAGCUGGCCUGCAGGUCCCAGGCUCCAUCAGCACACAAGGAUGAGGCAGAUCUGAGCUCCAAACAGGCAGCAGAGGAGGUCUGGGCGCGGGUGACGAUGAACAGGCAGCUCCUGGAUCACAUGGAUUCCUGGACAGCCAAGUUCAGGAAUUGGAUCAACGACACCAUCCUGGUGCCCCUGGUGGAGGAGAUGGAGUCGGUGAGCACCCAGCUGAGGAGGAUGGGCUGCCCCGAGCUGCAGAUCGGAGGUGGGAAUUCCCGGGGUCGGAAUUCCCGGAAUGUUGAACGGG